Molecule: messenger RNA, 2763 nt
Organism: Serpula lacrymans var. lacrymans S7.9
Lineage: Eukaryota; Fungi; Basidiomycota; Agaricomycetes; Boletales; Serpulaceae
Exons: 3
Coding region: 109-1362 (417 amino acids)
Biological process (GO): intracellular signal transduction; protein phosphorylation
Molecular function (GO): ATP binding; protein serine/threonine kinase activity
Source: RefSeq, a predicted model, not a curated record
GAACUUGAGCUUUUACGGGCUCUCGGCUACGGUUCUUUCAGUAACGUCUGGCUCGCCCGCUUACCAAAUUCAACCACCUCUCACGAAUACGGAAGGAAUGCUUCUUGGAUGGUAAAUACCCCUCGUACCGACAGACAUGGUGUCAGUGCCGAUAAAGAAACCUCUUCAGCAUUAAAUGCACCGUUAUCGGAUAUUCAUCGUCCACCCUCAUUCCAGGAUACAUCGCCCACGGCGUCUGCCGCUGGCCGGCUCGUCGCGGUCAAAAUGACUGCUUUCAAAUCUGGUUCGCGUCCUAUCCACACUGAGUUUGAGCACGAGGUUCGCGUGCUUCGUCACAUCGCCUCGUAUAAGGACGCCCAUCCAUCCCUCCCUGCCCUUCUCCGCGUGCUCUCGGUCUCUACGCUCAUUCCCACUCUAUACUCCUCCACAGCUGUGCCUAGCGCACAUGCUCUACUUCUCCCCUUCACACCUGGCGGUGAUCUCCUCGAGUUAGUCAACUCGGAUACACGACACGGGCUGCUAACCGACGCGCUUAUGCGCUCGCUCUGGACAGAGCUCGCCGGUGCUGUCGCCUGGCUGCAUCGGAAAGGAGUCGUCCAUCGAGAUGUCAAGCUGGAGAACAUUCUCCUGACCAGCACUCCGUUCCCUCCUCCCCCUGGUUCAGCACUGCCGAAAGGUCCUCUCAUCAACCUAACAGACUUUGGGCUAGCCAGGGUUGUAUACGAAACAAAGGCCGAUGCUAAAAAGGAUGAAAAGAAAACGGAAGAAAACCUUUUCAUGCUUACCACGCGAUGUGGAUCUGAAUCUUAUCUCGCCCCUGAGCUUGUAAUCGCAGCCACGCCUUCGUCGUCCCUGUCAUCCCAUCAAAUCUCUUCAUCUCACUCCCUUUCUGCGCACGAUACCUCUUCUCCUUCAUUUUACGACCAUCUGCGUCAGCUUGAAGAUAUCUUCAGUUCAUCUGAUUCCUCCUCCUCGUCGCAUUCAGAUUCGUCUCCCCGUAAAGAUUACAGCGUCCCAUAUGAUGCGCGUAAAACCGACGCUUGGGCCUGUGGUGUCGUGCUGUAUGCGCUGAUGACGCGGGAGCUGCCCUUUGGCGAAGAAAUAGAACAGGUGGAGUCAAAUAUCGCCUAUGACGGACAUGAAGACGUCUUCAAUCGUAAAAGGGGAAGAGGUGGCAGGAAGGAGAAGAGACAGGCGUGGCUCGGGAAGAUCGCUCGAGCUGAUUGGGCAUGGCCAACCGGUGAUAGCAUCCAGGGAUCGAACGUCGCUCGUCUCGUGGAAAGCCCUUGGGCACGGGAUAUCGUGGAACGUCUUAUGGUCAGAGAACCAUCGAAGAGAGCCGCUAUCGGUGAUUGUUUAUAACACUGGCGCUACGAUAUCAGCCUCGCCAUCCUCGAUCUCGCGUCUUCAUCAUCUUGUUUUGUCAAUGAAGGUUUCUACCACUUUUCCAUUUUCUUUUCAGCGCGUCUUUGUCAAGAGUCUGAAGUGUUCGGUCCAAGAUUAUAACUUAUUUUCGUGCCGCCUAUACAUAACUAAAUAUCACAGUGUUUGAAUUGUCGCCACCUUUAUAAUCUUAUUUUCUAGCCUUGUCGCGAUCAAUUUUUUUGUAUUCCGUUUCAAUGUGGUUUUAAUGGUCACCCCAUGUUCUUGUUUGCCUCGUUUCUUGUCCUAUGUUUCCCCACCACUCACUUCUCAUUCUUUGUCUUGAAUAGCAUUCCGCUCUUGUAGACUUUUAUGAUGUCUAACACGUGUUUAUCUGUCGCCUGAUUGUCUGCCUAUACUUUUACUAAACAUAUCGUUGUUUGUUCGAGCUUCAAGUUUUAGCUCCUAAAUUUUUCGUAGUAAUGAUUCGAAUUAGCAGUAUCAUAAUUCCUAAUACCCACAUCCCCCGGUCCUCUUCCUUCCCAUUCAUAGAUCUUACAUUUUGUUAGAUUUUGAUUUUUGAUUUUUGAUUUUUUUUUUGCAUUUUUGGUUACUCCUGUUUCUCGAGUUCGGUUUAAUCGAUCGUUGAUGUGUUCGCCAUUUUUCAGGUCCUUUCUAUUGCAAGUUCUCCGAGUCCGAGUCUUUGGUAUAUUCUGACUGCAGGUCGAGUGACCAAUCAGACCAAAUAUCGCCAAAGCGCGUCAUUUUCGUUAUCGUCAGCCCUUCGAGCUUCAAGUUUCAAGUUUCAAAGGUCGACUAUGGAUGUAUAAGAUAUCCAGAAUAAGCGGUUAGACGGUAGAGGUGACAGCUUGCCAUCGUACGUUCUGGCCAGUCGUCGCACCCCACUUACGACCUCGGGGAUGGUUAUUACGGCAUAAGAGCAUGUUCACACCUUGGACGCGUCUGGCCGGAGAUUCUCGGAUUCGUAGGAGGAUAUCGAUCCCGGAGCCGUCGAAUGGUCCUGGGUUUUCGACUGUCUUGUCUUUGUUGUUGUGAGAUGUCGGAGAUGAUGAAUGGCCACGAAACGUGCGAGAGACCACGUCAUAUUUUGGAUGUAAACCUCGUGGAAUUUUUUACAACAAGGAGUCUACUGUACGAAUACGGUACGCAGAGGAGGGUGCGCUUCAUCCCAGUCAAGUUGUCCGUUUCGAGCCCAAUCGGGUAACGUCAUUGUGUCUGGCUGUGCACUGACGCGCGCAUAAGAAAUAUGACACGGUAUCUUGAAACGGGAUGAUGAUGCGACGUGGCCAUCGAAGAUGUAUCAACGUUGCGGUGGACUUGACCUCACUCUGCGACGGCAGUCGUUGGGAACAUCCCAGGUAGCUUGUGUCCUGGGCGUAG